Messenger RNA from Gadus chalcogrammus (walleye pollock), 1740 nucleotides. It is a transcript of the gene ttc1, whose product is annotated as tetratricopeptide repeat domain 1. The transcript has 9 exons. The coding region runs from base 20 to 1042 and encodes 340 amino acids. The record is from RefSeq and is a predicted model, not a curated record. Gene Ontology annotation, molecular function: protein binding. NCBI's taxonomy places the organism in Eukaryota, Metazoa, Chordata, Actinopteri, Gadiformes, Gadidae.
GCGACGUGAAGCCGCAAGCAUGGAGGAGCAUAGAAGAGGAGCUGCUGUGCAGGGAGCUGUCAACAAUACAAAGGACAUUCGGGGGGAGGAGGAAGAGGAGGAGGAGGAGGACUUCUAUGAGUGCCAGGAAGACCCAGGACAGGAGGAAGAGGAGGAGUCUAAACAGGAAGAGGAGGAGUCUAAACAGGAAACAACGGCCCGUCUAGAGGCCCCCUCUCGGACACAGAGUAGCAACAGAGAGGAGGAGGAGGAGGAGGAAGAGGAGGAAAUUGAAGGAGGAGGAGAAGAGGAGGAUGUGGCCGGAGGAGCAGGGUUGGCAGAAGGAUCUGAAGAGGAGGCUGGUGGAGGGAUUGAUUCAGACUUUGAGUUAGAGGAGGAGGAGGAGGAGAAGGAGGAGGAGAUCAAAGAGGAGGUUAAAAAAACUCUAGAGUUCGAUGAUGAGAAGCUGGCCGAGGCAGAGAAGGACCUCACUGAGGAGGAGAAGGAGGUGCGGCGGAAGGAGAGUCUGGUCCUGAAGGACGAGGGAAACGCUCUCUUCAAAUCUGGAGAGCACUUGGAGGCGGAGCUCCGCUACACGGCAGCGUUGAGGGCGUGUCCCGUGUGCUUCAGCAGAGAGCGAGCCGUUCUGUUCUCCAAUCGAGCCGCUGCCUGCCUCCACCUGGAUCGCAAAGAAUCUGCCAUCGCAGACUGCUCUAAAGCUCUGGAGCUGGACCCCAGCUACGUGCGCGCCCUGCUGCGGCGGGCUCAGCUGUACGAGGCGUCGGAGCAGCUGGAGCAGGCGCUGCAGGACUACCAGACGCUGCUGGAGGCCCAGCCCGCACACCCGGAGGCCCGCGCAGCCUGCAUGAGGUUACCGCGGGAGAUUGAGGAGAAGAAUGAGCGACUUAAGGAGGAGAUGAUGGGUAAGCUGAAGGACCUGGGCAACAUGUUCCUGAGACCGUUCGGUCUGUCCACCAACAACUUCCAGGUGAACCAGGACCCGGCGGGAGCCUACUCCAUCAACUUCGUCCAGGGCGGUGGCAACAACAACAACAACACAUAGCGCCGUGGAAACCGUCCCACCCUAGCAACCAACAGACAGUAACACAGGAGGAGCACAGAACUGGAACGGGUGUGAGUGUGUGUGUGUGUGUGUGUGUGUGUGUGAGCGUGUGUGUGUGCAUGCAUGUUUAAUCGAGAUAUUGGAAGUCAGCAUAAGAAGAGAAUCCUCUCACCGUGGCUAUCUGAUCACCGUGGCGACCUGAUCACCGUGGUGACCUGAUCACCAUGGCGGCCUCAUCACCAUUGCUAUAUCAUCACUGUGGCUACCCGAUCACCGUGGCGACCCGAUCACCGUGGCGACCCGAUCACCGUGGCGACCCGAUCACCGUGGCGACCAGAUCACCGUGGCGACCAGAUCACCGUGGCGACCCGAGCACCGCGGCGACCCGAUCACCGCGGCGACCCGAGCACCGUGGCGACCCGAUCACCGUGGCGACCCUAUCACCUUGGCUACAUGAUCCCCAUGGCGACCCGAUCACCUUGGCUACAUGAUCCCCAUGGCGACCCUAUCACCGUGGCGACCAAUGAGCAGACUGCAGCGUGUUGUCACCUGAUGAUACCAGGGGUCCACGCGGGGACGCAGGAAGAUGGCGUCUGCAGACUACACGGGUCGGCGUGUGGAACAGGGCGGGACAUCAUGACACAUGACAUGUGAAUGUUUGAUCAACCGCUCUUUAUUCUGGAUCAAUAAAGACCAAA